AAGAAUACAUACAUCCUUAAUAAUACGACAUAGAAACCCCGCGAAGACGGAUGCUCUCUAAAGGGCCGAUCCGACAGCGCAAAUCAUCUCUCUUCCCCGCCAGCACAAACAUAUUCAUCACAAUCCCCCCAACGUCGCCGGCCGCUUCGGGAAGUUAAACCGCUGGGGGUUCAUGUCGAUCUGAUCCGACCCCGAUAGCGGCACAGAUGAUUAGUUAAGAACCGGCGGUGAGCCCUUGAUUAACCUUGUCAUGGUUGGUGUUCCGAGGAGCACUGGAUGCCGGCUUUGCAGAACCAGGAAGGUCAAAUGUGAUACUCUCAAGCCGUCCUGCGGCAACUGCAUCAAAUAUGGAGCAGAGUGUCCAGGUUAUUCUCGUGGCCUAAAGUUUGUCGAUGAGAAGCAUCAGAUUCGUCAACGCGGCAGGCGACAGGGCAAAAGCGAAGAAGUGUCGACUAGUUCCUCUUCCAGUACAACGGGCUCUGAUAUCGCUACAUCAGACUCAGAAACAUGGUCUCUGGUUAGGCCCUCACCAACCCUGCUGAGGCUGGAGUUGCCAAGAGGGCCACUGCUACUCAACAUGAUAGAGUCGUCCACUAACUACACUCGGUCCACCGAUGUCUUUACACUCUUAUCAUGGUUGAACAUUGAUCGUCUAGGAAAGCGGGCUCUGCUCGACGGGGCUAUCUGUUCCUUUGCUCUACAUCUUACUGGCAAAGCAAACUCCAAUGCCGACCUGGUCGCCAAAAGCAGAACUAUAUAUGGCUUGGCACUCAAUGAGUUACAGGCCGCUCUACAACACUCCACAGAGUGGAAGGCAUCUGAGACCCUGUGCGCUGCUAUACUCUUAUGCUACUUUGAGCUGUUUGCUGGGACAACUGUCCCCGAUACUUGGAUCCAACAUGCCAAAGGCAUUGGAACUCUAAUGGAGCAGCGAGGACCAGCAGCUCACGCCGAAGGCUGGGACGCAGCUAUGCUGCUCUCAUGCCGUGGUAUUCUUACUAUAAGCGACAUGUUCUAUCCCGGAAAGGACCAAUUGUUCCUGUCGAGGCCAGCAUGGAGGCAUGUCACGUCUGAUGGCGGUAGACGUCUCAUCUAUGCUCCUGACGCCCCAAUUGAGCACAUCCGCGUCGGUGAUGGCUUCCUUGCAAACCUGGCCCAGCUCACACCUAUUUUGCAUGGGGCUUAUCUUCUGAGAGAAGCUAACAAGGCGGGCAUAUUUGUCGAGCCUGACAAAAUCUCCGCCUUGGCCCACCUAGCCACCGUGGAACAUGCGAGAUUGGCGCGAUGGUUCGACGAUUUCGACGCGCUUGAGUUUCCAAGACCGGUCGAGGUUAUGCCAACCGACCCGGCGAAUUCGCUGUUCGAGACAGUGCUGGAACACAAGUUGGCAGUAGCCGGGUCCUUACUCAUGGGAUACUGGGCAAGUAUGCUCAUUCUAGAAGAGACACUGGUCGAAUGUGGGACACCGCGAGCUAACUCGGAGAUAUCCAUCCGGUACUUCGUAAAUCAGAUAUUGCGGUCGGUAGAGUCUGUGGGACGAGGCACUAUGGGGCCAUAUCGAAUUGGGUUCGCCAUACGGAUCGUAUAUGAGUUCGCUACUGGGAAAGAACAGAGGUGGAUUGCCAGCAUGCUGGAUAGAUUCUCACAAGGGUAUGCUGCUAUUGACAAGAAGACAUACCCUAAGCCUAAGGAUGAUGACACUCAGCCAACGCGGGUUGUUCAGUCUGCAGCUUAGGGUAGUUGGUGGCCUUUGAGAUGGUGAGAGGAGUUGGAGCAUGUUUGAUGACUGGAAAGGUCUCCCAAGAUGAUGCUUGAUAUUGCAGGUAGAUACUGUUUAUUAGCAUAUUGAGGAAUUUUCUGCAAGUCAAUUGAUACCCAAACCUUUACGAA
Fusarium oxysporum Fo47 is the source of this 1890-nucleotide messenger RNA. RefSeq names its product C6 zinc finger domain protein. Gene Ontology annotation, molecular function: DNA-binding transcription factor activity, RNA polymerase II-specific; zinc ion binding. The record is from RefSeq and is a predicted model, not a curated record. The transcript is spliced from 3 exons. Lineage: Eukaryota; Fungi; Ascomycota; Sordariomycetes; Hypocreales; Nectriaceae. Gene Ontology annotation, biological process: regulation of DNA-templated transcription. Bases 251 to 1735 code for a protein of 494 amino acids.